AUGGCUUCCAACGGCGAUUUCUCCGAUGAGGGAUCCCAACCCGGCUCGCCUAUACUCGAUGCCCACAACGCUCGCGGUGAGGUCGAGGACCAGGAGCCCCUUGAACAGGAAGAGAGGCCUCUCAAGUCUGCCAUGAAGAAGGCUGACUCUGCUCCCCAACCGAAGCGCCCAGAACUGCCCGAGCAGCCUAACCCGGAAACCCUCGACCUGUCAAAAUUGACGCCUCUUUCGCCUGAGAUCAUUGCCCGUCAGGCUACUCAAAACAUUGGCACGAUCGGACAUGUCGCUCACGGUAAAUCUACCGUCGUCAAGGCCAUUUCUGAGGUUCAAACAGUCCGCUUCAAGAACGAGCUUGAGCGCAACAUUACCAUUAAGCUUGGGUACGCCAACGCGAAGAUUUACAAGUGUGACAGUCCCGAAUGCCCCCGACCCACAUGUUACAAGAGUUUCAAGAGUGAGAAGGAAGUCGACCCGCCAUGUCACGAUAUUCUGAUGAGCACUAUGCUUUCAGGAGCUGCGGUCAUGGAUGCCGCCCUCCUCUUGAUUGCCGGAAACGAAACUUGCCCCCAACCCCAGACCUCGGAGCACUUGGCUGCCAUUGAGAUCAUGAAGCUCAACCACAUUGUCAUUCUCCAAAAUAAGGUGGAUCUCAUGCGAAGCGAUAAUGCCCUCGAGCAUUACCAGUCCAUUCUCAAGUUCAUCCGUGGUACCGUUGCUGAUGGCUCGCCCGUUAUCCCUAUUUCCGCCCAGCUGAAGUACAACAUCGAUGCUGUUAACGAGGCACUUGUCCAGACGAUCCCUAUUCCUCUCCGCAACUUCGAGGCUACGCCCCACAUGAUGAUCAUUCGUUCCUUCGAUGUCAACAAGCCCGGUGCCGAAAUCGAUGAACUCAAGGGCGGUGUUGCCGGUGGCUCCAUCCUCACGGGUGUCGUAAAGCUGAACGACGAGAUUGAGAUCCGACCCGGUCUCGUCACCAAGGACGAGCAGGGCAAGAUCCAGUGCCGACCCAUUUUCUCCCGCAUUGUGUCUCUCUUCGCUGAGCACAAUGACCUCAAGUUUGCCGUUCCUGGUGGUUUGAUUGGUGUCGGUACCCGUGUCGACCCCACGCUUUGCCGUGCUGAUCGUCUUGUCGGUUUCGUUCUCGGUCACCGCGGCCGUCUUCCCGCUAUCUACACCGAGAUUGAGGUUAACUACUUCCUGCUCCGCCGCCUUCUUGGUGUCAAGACCGCCGACGGCAAGCAGGCUAAGGUUGCCAAGCUUGCCAAAAACGAAGUCCUGAUGGUUAACAUUGGUUCCACCGCUACUGGUGCUAAGGUCCUCGGUGUCAAGGCCGAUGCCGCCAAGCUGAGCUUGACCAGUCCCGCCUGUACUGAGGUUGGCGAGAAAAUCGCCAUCAGUCGUAGAAUCGAGAAGCACUGGCGUCUGAUUGGAUGGGCCAACAUUGUUGCUGGUAACACCCUUGAACCUGUGCAGCAGUAA
Penicillium digitatum Pd1 is the source of this 1479-nucleotide messenger RNA. The record is from RefSeq and is a predicted model, not a curated record. NCBI's taxonomy places the organism in Eukaryota, Fungi, Ascomycota, Eurotiomycetes, Eurotiales, Aspergillaceae.